AGAAACUCAAUCAUGAAGAUUGUGGAAGAUGAAAAAUGUGAAUGAUUGCAGUUGCACCCACAUAGAAAUCAUAGCCACUCCACAACAAGUUUUCAGUUCUGCUCCUUAUGAGGAAAGAAUCUUUUGGUAUCUGUGCACAUUCACUGCUGAAAUCCCUCCAAAGUUCCACAUUCUUGAGGUUUGAGUAACUGAUAUAUAUUAUAAAGAAUGUUUGCUGGUUUCAAGGCCAUUCCAUCUGAAUUUAAUGAAUGACAGCACUGCACUUGUUCCCAUGCAUCAAGCUUUCUGAAACGGUGGCUCUUGUCCUUUUUAACAAAUUUAUCGGAUUUCAAGAAAUGGAUCAAAGGAAUUGAAGUUGACCUGUGUGAUAUUGUUUAAUGGCCAAGAAGAAGAGCUGGUUCAGUCUGGUGAAGAGGCUGUUUAUAUGGGAUACACAUUCAACACAAGAGAAGAAAACUUCAUUCCAGAAGGAGAAAAGAAGGAAAUGGAUAUUUGGGAGGCUAAAGACCAAGAGAUUACCUUCAAUUACAGCUCCACCACCAUCAAAAGAAACAACCCUUAGUGAAGCAGAGGAAGAACAGAACAAGCAUGCUUUAACUGUGGCUAUUGCCUCAGCAGCAGCUGCUGAAGCUGCUGCUCAGGUUGCUGCUGAAGUUUUUCGACUCACUGGGGUCUCAGAAUCUCAACCUGAUAGAACUAGGAAUGCUACUACUCCUCAAUUCACAUACCAAUGCCAGAUGGAGAUCCAAGAAUCUGCUUCAGCCAUCAAAAUUCAAACUGCAUUUCGGGGUUACCUGGCAAGGAAGGCUCUGAGGGCAUUGAAGGGAAUAGUGAAGCUUCAAGCUAUCAUUCGUGGGAGAGCAGUGAGGCGCCAAGCUAUGAGUACUCUCAAGUGUUUGCAGUCCAUUGUAAGUAUACAGUCACAGGUUUGUGCAAAGAGACUCCAAAUGGUUGAAGGGAAAUGGGAUUGUGCUGAAAAUGAAGUGAUGCAAGAUUCCAAAGACAAGAUAAUUAGGAUGGACUCAAACAGUGAAAGAAAGUGGGAUGACAGCACUUUAUUGAAGGAAGAGGCAGAUGCCUCUUGCAUGAGCAAGAAAGAAGCAGUUCUCAAGAGAGAAAGAAUAAAAGAAUACUCAUUUAGCCAUAGAAGAUCAGCAGAGACAGAAAGAAGUAAAGUAAAUGGAAGAUGGAGGUAUUGGCUGGAGCAGUGGGUAGAUACACAACUUUCAAAAAGCAAAGAACUUGAAGAUUUAGACUCAGUUUUUAGUUCACAUUCUAGAGGUGGGGAGGAAUACGGAGGAAGACAACUUAGGCUGAGAAGUGAUCCAAGACAAAAUCCAGUUGAAGGGUUAGAAUCUCCAAUACUUGCUUCAAGAUUAAGAUCUUUUCCUCAUAGGAGACAGUGUUCAGUGGGAGAAGACAACGCAUUUUCAAGCUCUCCUGCAACUCCAGCAUACAUGGCUGCUACUGAAUCAGCAAAAGCAAAAGCAAGAUCAACAAGCUCUCCAAAAUUAAGGACAGGGAGUUUGGACAUGAACUCUGAUACAUAUUCACCAUGCAAGAAAAAGCUAUCAAUUGCAUCGUCUAUUAACAGUGAUGUUCUUGGUAGUGGUAAAAUGGGGAAGAUCAGUGGUUGUAACCAGCAAAGAUCUCCAAGCUUUAAGGGUCUUUCAAUGCCUAUAAAAUCAAGCCGAACUAUAAAGGAUCUCAGUAUUAAUUCAGAUUGCUCAUUGCCUAAUUGGGAUCGAAGUAGUUCCUUCAAAUGA
This is a messenger RNA of Abrus precatorius (Indian licorice), 1766 nucleotides long. RefSeq names its product protein IQ-DOMAIN 14-like. The transcript is spliced from 6 exons. Gene Ontology annotation, molecular function: protein binding. The coding region runs from base 378 to 1766 and encodes 462 amino acids. The record is from RefSeq and is a predicted model, not a curated record. NCBI's taxonomy places the organism in Eukaryota, Viridiplantae, Streptophyta, Magnoliopsida, Fabales, Fabaceae.